AUGGCACCCGUAGGGACAGGAACAGGCAAUGUCUCGGCCGCGAGAGCUCGUCUCUCUGGCCCAUCAGGCAUCAAGGGCAUCAUAGCUUCUGGUAAGACUACUGGUAUCGCCUUCUUCGCAUCGCUGGGUGGCUUUGUAUAUGGCUACAAUCAAGGCAUGUUCGCUCAGGUCUUGACGAUGAACUCCUUCAUCAAAGCGACCCAAGGUUAUGCUGCAACAACUGGUAUCGACCAAGGUCUAUUGACCUCGAUCCUCGAACUCGGUGCUUGGGUUGGUACGCUUAUCAACGGUUACCUGGCUGAUGCCGUUGGACGACGAUGGUGCGCGAUGAUCGCAUGUGUUGUUUUCACUGUCGGUGUCAUCGUUCAGGCCUGCACUGUCAACAAAGACUACGUUCUUGGAGGUCGCUUCGUUACCGGUCUCGGUGUUGGAUCGCUGUCCAUGGUCGUACCUCUCUACAAUGCCGAACUUUCACCCCCUGAGAUCAGAGGUAGUCUGGUAGCAGUGCAACAACUUGCCAUUACUUUUGGAAUCAUGAUCUCUUUCUGGAUUGGUUAUGGAACAAACUUCAUUGGAGGUACCGGUGAUGGUCAGUCGUCCGCCGCUUGGCUUGUACCCAUCUGUAUCCAGAUUCUCCCCGCCCUCAUCCUAGGAAGUGGUAUGCUCUUGUUUAUGCCUGAGUCGCCACGCCACUUGAUGAACCAAGACCGUGCAGAAGAAGCGCUUACCACUCUCGCCCGUCUACGAAAUAAGAGUACAGAAGACAUGGGAGUGCGUGUGGAAUACCUCGAGAUCAAGGCUCUUCGCGACUUCGAGGUCGAAACAGCCCGAGCAAAAUACCCGCAGUACCAGGAUGGAAGCUUCAAGAGUAACUUCCUCAUCGGCUUCCACGACUACGCGUCCUUGAUCACCAAUCCCUCCCUUCGUAGACGAACCAUGGCUGCCUGUCUUACCAUGACAUUUCAGCAGUGGAAUGGCAUCAACGCUAUCAACUACUAUGCACCUUACGUCUUCAGAAACUUUGGUUUCGAAGGAAACACACUCGCACUAUUGGCCACGGGUGUCGUUGGCGUGAUCGAAUUCCUCCUUACCAUCCCUGCUGUAUUGUACGUUGACAAGUUUGGCCGCAAAUCCAUCCUACUGGCUGGUGCAAUUGGCAUGGGAGUAUGUCAUUUCAUUGUCGCUGGUCUUGUCGGAUCUUACGAGGAUAGCUGGUCUUCUCACCUCGCAGCUGGCUGGGUCUGCAUCGUUUUUGUCUGGCUGUUUAUUGGAUGUUUCGCAUUCAGUUGGGGUCCCGUUUCGUGGAUUGUCGUUUCGGAAGUUUUCCCACUCAGCAUGCGCGCCAAGGGAGUCUCUCUCGGUGGCAGUGCCAACUGGCUGAACAACUUCGCUGUCGGCAUCUCGACCUCGCCCUUCAUUGACACCUCCCAAUUCGGUGCUUUCAUCUUCUUCGGCUGCAUGUGUGUUCUCGCCACGCUCUGGGUCUAUUUCAUGCUUCCCGAAACCAAGGGUCUUACACUGGAAGAAAUGGACGAGCUGUUCGGAGAUGCUGGAUUCGCUCAGGCUGAUCUGGCACUCAAGCAGAGGAUUGAAAAGGACAUUGGUCUUACUGCCUUGUUGUAUGGAGAUGACGAGCCCAUGAUGACUGACAAGGUCGCUGCUGGAGGCAAGGGCGAGGAAAGAGAGUUCAAAGAAGAUGCAAAGAGCAUUAGUCUCUGA
Aureobasidium pullulans EXF-150 is the source of this 1719-nucleotide messenger RNA. Its product is annotated as putative MFS monosaccharide transporter. Gene Ontology annotation, molecular function: carbohydrate:proton symporter activity. Gene Ontology annotation, biological process: carbohydrate transport; transmembrane transport. NCBI's taxonomy places the organism in Eukaryota, Fungi, Ascomycota, Dothideomycetes, Dothideales, Saccotheciaceae. Gene Ontology annotation, cellular component: membrane. The record is from RefSeq and is a predicted model, not a curated record. The transcript is spliced from 5 exons. Bases 1 to 1719 code for a protein of 572 amino acids.